Messenger RNA from Hevea brasiliensis (rubber tree), 921 nucleotides. Its product is annotated as methyl-CpG-binding domain-containing protein 4. Bases 133 to 702 code for a protein of 189 amino acids. The record is from RefSeq and is a predicted model, not a curated record. The transcript has 2 exons. Lineage: Eukaryota; Viridiplantae; Streptophyta; Magnoliopsida; Malpighiales; Euphorbiaceae. Gene Ontology annotation, molecular function: zinc ion binding; DNA binding.
UGAUAUAAUAAAGCUAGAAUUUUUCAUUUGCUUGCUGAGAAAAUAUUCGAGGGAAAGGGAUUGAAUCGAAUUCUCUAGAUUUUAAGUUUGUUUAUUUUUCUUUCUUCUAUUUUCUUGCCGGCCAAACACUGGAUGCUGGAUGCGUUUGUUAUUUAUACUACUGCUGGUUGUUUGGCUGUAUCGUUUUUCUUUAGCUCUGGUGAUAAUCCACGAUGGGCAGUGCGAUCAGUGGAUACCUAUGCUGCGCAAUGUGAAAAAUGCUCAAAAUGGAGGGUAAUUGCAACGCAAGAAGAGUACGAGGAAAUAAGAAGCAAAAUCUUCGAGAAUCCCUUUGUUUGUGACAGAAAACCCGGUGUAUCUUGUGAGGAUCCUCCUGACAUCGAAUACAAUGCAACUCGAACUUGGGUCAUUGACAGGCCUGGGAUCCCAAAGACCCCUAUAGGUUUUAAGAGGAGCUUGGUGCUCAGACGAGAUUUCUCUAAAAUGGAUGCUUAUUAUAUCACUCCCACAGGAAAGAAACUAAGAACGAGAAAUGAAAUUGCUGCAUUUUUAGAAGCAAAUCCAAAAUACAAAGAUGUAUCUAUUGAGGACUUCAAUUUCACUUCUCCAAAGGUAAUGGAAGACACUAUACCUGAAGAUGCAAGGAAGGUUAAUGCUAGUGGUAGUGGUAGAAAAGGUAAGGCUUCAAAGGAUGCUGCUUGAGUUGAAACUGAUGUGUCACUAAGUAACUCUAUUAUUGUGUUGUAUUUUUGUGAGUUCGUUCUGACGAGGGUUUUGUGUUCAUUUUGGUUUAAUGUGAGGAAUUUUUUGGGCCACCGCAUUUUGCGAUGAUGGUAGAACUAUGGCAUAGUUGGAAGAAUAGCAUUUCUUUUGUGAUAGGUUGCUGGCUUUCUCGUCAAUUAUGUGAGUAUUUCUCUUUAA